Messenger RNA from Ostrea edulis (European flat oyster), 1803 nucleotides. Its product is annotated as ferric-chelate reductase 1-like. Gene Ontology annotation, molecular function: oxidoreductase activity, acting on metal ions. Lineage: Eukaryota; Metazoa; Mollusca; Bivalvia; Ostreida; Ostreidae. The coding region runs from base 201 to 1052 and encodes 283 amino acids. The transcript has 5 exons. The record is from RefSeq and is a predicted model, not a curated record.
AGGAAAAUACGGCUCGUUCUGAUAUCCCAUUGGCUAAACUAAUAGAAGCAUGUAUGUUGCAAAUGUACAAACAUGACGAGCGCUUUGUCAGAAUGUCCAAAUAAAUAAUAACUAAUGGCCAAUGUGCGACCACAAUCCUGUUCUAGCCAAGCGUGCGGGACAAGCAACGACAAAGAGCUCGCGUUGUGGAUCGACGAAAGAUGUAUAUUACUGGAUUAGUUUAUUCGCUGUUAAGCUUGCUCUUGAUUAAAUCUACAGUUGGAUAUCCUGAUGGGGCGCCAGAACGCGCGUGCUUUUUCAUGAUACCCCGACAUACACACCCACAAUCCGGCAGACCAAUAUUCAAACAAAUGGGAGGAUCACCGUACAAUAUUACCGUCAGUUCGGUCACUUAUGCCCCUAAUAAACCUUUAAGGGUAACGAUAGGAGGGGCUCCGUUCAAGGGAUUUUUUCUGGUGGCCGGCGAGGAGGGCUCUAAGGACUGGCCCACGGGGCAGUGGUACACGGAGAAUGACGCCGCUCGCCCCAUGUUCUGCUCGGGUAACAAUGACGCCAUCACACACUCUAACUCGAGGUGGAAGGAUUCAAUAACUCUCCUGUGGUAUGGACCAACCCACUCCACAGCUGAUAUGAUACAGUUCAUUGGUACAGUAGUCACAAACAGGACCACGUACUGGACAGAAAUUAGGUCACCACGAAUCACCAUGGACAACGCUGCUCAAGAACAAGAAAAUGAGGCACAAGCCGAAUUUAAUCCCCUCACAGCCGCCAUGUCCAGUUUUGGAUCUCCUGGUCUGGACCCAUGGGGGUACCCAACGACCGACGCCUGGGGCUGGGGCGGUGGAUUGGGCGGAAAGAGCCGGGGACGGGGAAGAUCUAUGAAAAAACGUCCCGGUUCCUCCGGGGGAGAGGGAGCUGGGGCAGGCGAGACCGCGGCUGCGGGAGAAGGUGCCACACCCACCCCACGAAACCGGUGGGGGAAUUCUAGAAUGAAUUUCGGAAAAUCGAACUUUUUCAAUCCAUUUUCUUGGUUUUGGAGAAGGCGGAAAUGAGGAGAAUAUUUUGCAAAUGUUAGAGUGAACAAUUUAAAAAUUGCAAUCGUAUUUCCAAGAUCUUUGGUACGAGUGUUGAAAAAAUGGAUUAUUGUAAGACCUUGCUGUAUGGAAAUUAAUGUACCGAGAUAGAAGUGAAUCUAUGGGUGGUUGGGGGCAGCUUAGGUUCAAUGUCCAGAAGAACUAUUCUUAGCCUUUUCAAAAGAAAGAAGGAAAAAACACGUUCUUUUUCGAUCACGGAAAGGGCCGAGAAGUUACGAUUGUACAUAAACUAUUGAAGUUUCUGUAAUAUAACAUUACGUGCUUCUUCUUUAAAAGAAAAAGAAAAAGAAAGAUAUUAUUAUUAUUAUUUGUUGUUUACAUUGACGUCCAUUUAUGUACAUGCGCUCGAUUAAUAUAUUAAAAUUUGCUAGAUAAUAGACACAGAACAGAUAAUUUUCAACCAUUUUCUUUGAGCGAAAAAAGAAACCCUUUUGCCUCCAUAUCAACAGAGUAGAAUGAACACUUUUCCAUCUCAGAAGUCCAAUCUUGUAUUCAUAAAAUGUUUCUGGAGGUUAAUUUGCGGUCAGAUAUCCACUGUUAUGAAUUACAUUUUAUGUAGAAGAUGUGUUGCUGUUUGUUUUUAUUUAUCAUACCUGUCAUGAUGCAUGUUAGGAAUGAUGUAUAUCGCUAAUACCAAUACUGCUUUCUGAAGUACUAAGGAACCGCGCUCUGUGCUGUACAAGGAAAACUAAUUAAAAGAUUAAUAUAA